Messenger RNA from Phaedon cochleariae (mustard beetle), 1191 nucleotides. NCBI's taxonomy places the organism in Eukaryota, Metazoa, Arthropoda, Insecta, Coleoptera, Chrysomelidae. The record is from the annotation of a GenBank genome assembly.
AUGUACAGUCCAAAGCCGUUGAUCAAACGUAUUUGUAGAGGAUUUUUAGGUCAAUAUUUCUCCAAUAACGUCAAAAAAAUUGAAAUAAGCAAGGCUUUGGUGGUGUCCAAAUUAUCAAGGUAUGAAUAUGAGAGAAAAAAACAUGAGGAACUCACUGAUCAAGAAUUUGAGAAAUUACUUAGAAACAGAGGCACAGAUUUGGUCAAGCUCCUACAUUUCCAUAAUUUGCAUAAGAAAUUUGAAGAAAAAGUGUCAAAUACCUUGAUGAGUAUGGGGAUAGAUGUCAAAGUGGUAAAUAGAUUCAAUUGCACUGGUGAUAAAGUCGAUCAAGCAGACAUAAUAAUACCAACAGGAGGUGAUGGUACCUUUCUGUUGGCUGCAAGCAUGGUCAUGGACAACAAGAAACUAGUUGUGGGGUUUAAUUCAGAUCCAAAUCGCUCAGAAGGAUAUUUGUGUCUUCCCAAAAGAUAUUCGACCAAUAUCCAAGAAGCAAUUGAACGGUUACAAGAAGGAAAAUUUGAGUGGCUGCUGCGUAGUAGGAUAAGAACAACUCUGGUAGUUAGUGAUGAUGACAACUUGGUUCCAAGUUUUUUACAUGAAUUUGAUAGUGAUAGUAAUACAAUUUUUAAGUCCAAAGCAAUAAGGAAGAAUGGAAGAUAUAAUAUUUUACCAGUUUUAGCACUUAAUGAGGUGUUUGUGGGUGAAAAACUAUCAGCAAGAGUAUCACAUUUACAAAUGAGGCUGAAUGGCUCAAUGGAGAAUACUAACAUAAAGUGUUCCGGAAUUUGUGUAUCAACAGGGACAGGAUCUACUUCCUGGCAUUCAAGCAUCAACAGGUUGCCUGUUCAAAGUGUUGCAGAGUUACUCAGAUUAAUUGACAUCAAUUCUGCUGAAAGAAAAGAUAGUCUAGCUACUGUUUUGUCUGAUAUAUACAACAAAAGCUUAAUUUUUCCUCCAGAUGACCAGAAAAUGGGUUACACUAUAAGAGAUCUGAUUUCUGCGGGUGUUUGGCCCCAGCCCAAGGGCAUCAAAUCCAGGGGGUUUGCUUCCAAAAUCGAAAUAAAAUCCAAUUGUUUUGAUGCGUGUCUGGUGGUUGAUGGAGGCGUAUCUUUUUGUUUCAAUGAUGGCACUAUAGCAUUGAUGGAAAUCUUACCAGAAGAUUCACUUAGGACUGUUACUUUCAGAGAUUGA